AAAAAAAGAGAUUGGUACACGCCGGCCUAUUGGGCCUUUAAAAAUUGAAUCGAUCGCAAUCAAAAUAUUUAUUAAUCAAAGAUAAGAUCUCUCCAAAUUCACACAUUUCAAGAUCAAUCCUUCUUCCGCCGAUCACCACCACCACCAUGUGUACGUUAGAGAAACGCGGCGAUCUCUUCCUCUUAACCCUAACCGGCGACGGCGAACACAGAUUCCAUCCCGACACGAUCGCCACCAUUCUCUCCCUCCUCGAUCAAGCCAAAUCUCAGUCCAAACGUGGAUCCGUGCUCAUCACCACCGGUCACAGCAAAUUCUUCUCCAACGGCUUCGACCUCGCCUGGGCUCAAACCGCCGGAUCCAAAACCGGAGCCGCGAACCGGCUUCACCAGAUGGUCGAAUCAUUCAAACCGGUUGUCGCAGCGCUUCUCGAUCUCCCUAUGCCUACGAUCGCCGCCUUGAACGGCCACGCCGCCGCCGCGGGACUGAUUCUGGCUUUGAGCCACGACUACGUCUUCAUGAGGAAAGACCGUGGGGUUUUGUACAUGAGCGAGGUUGACAUAGGUCUUUCGAUGCCGGAAUAUUUCUCGGCGUUGGUUAGGGCGAAGAUCGGGACCAGCGCGGCGAGGAGAGAGCUGUUGCUGAGCGGGAAGAAAAUCAGAGGAGAAGAAGCGGUGGGUUUGGGGAUCGUUGACACUGCGGCGUAUGAUAGCGCGGAAGGUGUUGUGGAGGCUACCGUGCGCCUUGGUGAGAAGUUGGCGGCGAAGAAAUGGAGUGGUGAGGUGUAUGCGUCGAUAAGGAAGAGUUUGUAUCCGGAGCUUUGUGGUAUUCUUGGUGUAGAGGCUAGAGUCUUUGCAACUCCCAAGCUCUAAAGCCUCUCUUCGAGAUUGAGUCUUUGGUUUAAACAAAGAAAGAAAAAAAUUGUUUUGGGAGAAACACAAUUUAAAACUAGAAUUAUGAUUGCAGAAUAAUAAACAAAACAUGUUCAAAGAUUAUAUUUGUGAGCUUUGUGGUAUUCUUGGUGUAGAGGCUAGAGUCUUGCAACUCCCAAGCUCUCAAAGCCUCUUUAAGAGAGUGAGUCUUUGGUUUCAAACAAAAGAAUACAUUUGUUUUGGGAGAAACACAAUGUGAAACUAGAAUUAUGGUCGCAGAUAUAAUAAACAUGUUCAAUGUUGGCUUUUUCA
This is a messenger RNA of Camelina sativa (false flax), 1181 nucleotides long. RefSeq names its product enoyl-CoA delta isomerase 2, peroxisomal. Lineage: Eukaryota; Viridiplantae; Streptophyta; Magnoliopsida; Brassicales; Brassicaceae. Gene Ontology annotation, molecular function: delta(3)-delta(2)-enoyl-CoA isomerase activity. Gene Ontology annotation, cellular component: peroxisome. The record is from RefSeq and is a predicted model, not a curated record. Gene Ontology annotation, biological process: fatty acid beta-oxidation.